Molecule: messenger RNA, 1839 nt
Organism: Monoraphidium neglectum
Lineage: Eukaryota; Viridiplantae; Chlorophyta; Chlorophyceae; Sphaeropleales; Selenastraceae
Exons: 7
Coding region: 1-1839 (612 amino acids)
Biological process (GO): protein phosphorylation
Molecular function (GO): protein kinase activity; ATP binding
Source: RefSeq, a predicted model, not a curated record
AUGACGACAGCGCGGGCCUGGCCAUGGGCCGCGCUGCGGAGUGCGCUUGCGUUCGCUCUGGCCUCGGCGGCGUUGUGGCGCGGCGCCGCGGCGCAGGUGCCCCUCGUCGGCAAGCCAACCGUGAAGGCCAUCAGCGGCGACGCGCUGUCCGACCUCAUCCCGCAAUUUGCACAGCCCGGGCCGCCCAUGAUCGUAGAGAUCGCAGACAACAUCUCGUGGGCCGACGUCGCCGCGCCGCGCCCCGUGAUUGUCGCGCGCAACCUCACUCUGCGCGGCAUCGGGCGCACCGAGCAGACGGAGCUCAACCUGCACGGGCAGUACGACGCGUGGAAGCUGCAGCCGGGGGUGAUGCUGACGCUGCAGAACCUGACGCUCUCCAACCUCGCCGCACGGCCGCCGUCGGCGGACCCGCCGCCGCCGGCGAACGUUUCGGUGUUCACGUUCCCGCUCUGGUUCUUCAAUAGCAAUAGGCUCGCGGGGCAGAUAGUCAUGCAGAACCUGCGGCUGGUCAUACCCUACGACGAGUUUCUGGUGAUCCACCAUAUCUUGGUGGAGUGGGAGCUGCCCAACUCCCAGCCGUCGGCGGUGGACAUGUACACGUACUUUGAGAUGCUGUUCAGGCAGAACCUGCGCGGCCUGAAGUGCAACUGCGAGGGCAUGCUGUACUCUCCGCGGGGUGAGGUGCACGUGCAGUACGCGGCGGGGCUGGGGGUGGUACUUGACGACGUCUACAUGCAGUACAAGCGCAACACCUUUGACAUCAUCUCGCCGCGGUCAAACAUCAGCGCGAGCAACCCCGCGCUGAGCGCGUCCGCCGCGGCGGCCGCGGCCGCAGAGGCCGCGGCCGCGGCCGAGGCCCGCGCGCCGGCCGCGCCGCCCAGCGGCUCGCUGCCCGGCUGGGCGGUGGUCAUCAUCGUUUUCGGCGCUGUGCUGUUUAUAAUCCUCCUGCUCAUCGUGGUCGCGGGGCCGCGGCGCCUGGGCCACUGCCUGAUGGGCGACCUCAUGCCCCCGCCCGGCUUCGACGCCGGCAAAGGCCCCGGCAGCGGCUUCGCGCUCGCGGACGGCUCAGGCGCCCUGGGGCCGGCGUCCUCAAAGGCGCCGCCCUCGCAGCGCGGCGGCGGGCUGCUGACGGUGCUGCUACCGGCCGGCGGCAGCAGCUCGGGCGGCGUGGAGGCGGACGUGGGGAUGGAGGAGGGGCGAGCCGGGGGCGCGGGCACGGGCACAGGGCGCGCGACGGCGGCGUCCAGGAAGAGCCUUGCGAAGUCGGCCGGCGCGGCGUCGUCCCAAUCGGCCUCCUCGGCCGGCGGCCUUGGGAACGGCGACGCCGGCGGCGGCAUGGGCGCGCGAGACACGGCGCUGGGGCAGCUGCACGCGGCUGUGGCGGAGCUGAACCGCGAGAUUGACGACAAGAGCCUGAUCAUACACGAGGUCCUCGGACAGGGCGCGUAUGGAACUGUCUACCGCGGCACGUGGCGCAACCUGCCUGUCGCGGUCAAGACGGUCGUCUUCCAGGACCGCGCCUGCGGCAGCGAGAAGGCCCAGAAGCGCGCGAUCACAGAGGCAGCGAUCACCAGCAGCAUCAGCCACCCCAACGUGGUGGCCACGCUGUCGUACGACCUGCAGCCGCUACAGUCGCCGGGCGCCCAGAUGCACACCGGGAACCUCAGCCUGCAGCAGGCGGGGGGCGUGGCCGGGCAGGUCACCGACUGGAAGCUGUUUCUCGUGCAGGAAUUUUGCAACGCGGGCUCCCUUAGGCAGGCAGUGGACGGCAGGAGCGUGUACUGGGACUCAGAGCACCACGCGCCGCGCAUGGUGCGAGCGCGCGUGUGUGUGUGUUAG